This is a messenger RNA of Miniopterus natalensis, 870 nucleotides long. It is a transcript of the gene MANF, whose product is annotated as mesencephalic astrocyte derived neurotrophic factor. Gene Ontology annotation, cellular component: endoplasmic reticulum. The record is from RefSeq and is a predicted model, not a curated record. NCBI's taxonomy places the organism in Eukaryota, Metazoa, Chordata, Mammalia, Chiroptera, Miniopteridae. Gene Ontology annotation, biological process: neuron projection development; dopaminergic neuron differentiation.
CGGCGCGCGGCCGGGACCUGGAGGCAGCGCCGUGCAGCGGGCGCGGUUCAGUCGGAAGGCAGCGGCGGCGGUGGAGCAGGAGGAGGAUGUGGGCCACGCACGGACUGGCGGUGGCGCUGGCCCUGAGCGUGCUGCCUGACGGCCAGGCGCUGCGGCCCGGCGACUGCGAAGUUUGUGUUUCUUAUCUGGGAAGAUUUUACCAGGACCUCAAAGACAGAGAUGUCACAUUCUCACCAGCCUCUGUUGAAAAAGAACUUGUGAAGUUCUGCCGCGAAGCAAGAGGCAAAGAGAACCGUUUGUGCUACUACAUUGGGGCCACAGAUGAUGCUGCCACAAAGAUCAUCAACGAGGUGUCGAAGCCGCUUGCCCACCACAUCCCUGUGGAGAAGAUCUGUGAGAAGCUGAAGAAGAAAGAUAGCCAGAUCUGUGAGCUGAAGUAUGACAAGCAGAUUGACCUGAGCACAGUGGACCUGAAGAAGCUUCGAGUUAAAGAGCUAAAGAAGAUCUUGGACGACUGGGGGGAGACGUGCAAAGGCUGUGCAGAAAAGUCUGACUACAUCCGGAAGAUUAACGAACUGAUGCCUAAAUACGCCCCCAAGGCAGCCAGUUCACGGACUGAUUUGUAGUCGCUGAUGCCUGCUGCACCUGAGGGAAAGAAGCGGUUCAGCUUUGACUUCCCCAAACAGCGUUUUGUAAUUUAUUUUUUAGGCCGGCUCCUGACCAUGUCAGGUGUGAAGCCUGGAGCUUUCCUGAUGAUGCUGGCUCUCCAGCGCCCUGGGGAGGGGGGUCACUUCCUUCUGUUGCUGGUUUUCUCUGGGACUUCAAAGUGUGUUGGAUUUUUUUAUUAAAGGGAGAAAAUUUCUAGCUGUC